Prunus avium (sweet cherry) is the source of this 1024-nucleotide messenger RNA. RefSeq lists its product as uncharacterized. The record is from RefSeq and is a predicted model, not a curated record. Lineage: Eukaryota; Viridiplantae; Streptophyta; Magnoliopsida; Rosales; Rosaceae.
GAAUAAUCAGCAACCAAAUUGAGUUGCAAAUCAAUCACUUCAGCCAUCCACAACAUGUCUUAGCCCUCAUCAAUAGUGAUCAUCAAGAUAAUGGUGAUGAUGAUGAUGAUAGAAUAAUCACUUGUAAUGGCUGCAUGCGACCCAUCACCAAAAUUGAUGCCUUUUAUAGCUGUACAGAACAAGAGGAGUCGUGCCCUUUCUUUCUACAUACAGCUUGUGCACACUCACCUAAAAAGAUAAGUUUCCCAUAUUACCCUGAGAUCCAGUUUGAACUCCAACCAAGGGCUCAAUAUUCGAUUGGUGGGGUGUUCGAGUGUUUCAUGUGCGGUACGUUUAGCCAAGGCUUCGUAUACCUUGAUAAUAUUAAUUCAACUAUCGGCAUGGACCUUCAGUGCGCUAUUCUAUAUAAGCAGAAGGCUCUUAAACAUGAGGCUCAUGUUCACACCCUCCAAUUCAACAUAAAAACUGAUAACACUUAUAAAUGUAGGGGUUGUGGCACUUCUAAAAAAUAUUAUUGGUUCAGUUGUAGGAGAUGCGACUUCCAUCUCUGUAUUUCAUGUGUUAAAUUAACUCCUACAGCGAGGCACAGGUACGACAAUCAUCCUCUCAAGCUCACCUAUGACAGUGUUAAAAACGAGUUAGAUGAAUAUUAUUGUGAAAUAUGCGAAGGCAAACGAGAUCCCAAACUCUGGUUCUACUCCUGCUCGGAUUGUGACUUUGAUUGUCAUCCUCAUUGCAUUCUCGGGAGGUAUCCGCAAGUCAAGUUAGGAGAUAGUUACAAGCAUCCGGCUCACCCACACCUUGUCACCCUUGUUGACAAGAGAAGGAGUGAAAUUCCUUCCGAUAAGAGAGAGCGGAUUCUUCCUUGUAAAGUGUGUAGUGAACCUUGUGAAGGAUUGGUGUUUGAAUGUUCUGAGUGUAAUAUAAAUUUCCACCAAACUUAUGAGGACUCUCACCCAUGGUUCAAAGGACAAUGUAAUUUCUGAUAGUCGAAAUAAAUUGAUUCUCGUUUCAAAUUCAUUUC